AUGGCGUCCUCAACGGAGGAGGACGACCAUCAUGCGGAAGAUCCACACAAAUCCGAUUUAUGGCAACAAACGCUUCAAGCAGCAGUUGCAGCCACAUCGCAAUCAGAAGCUGCGAAAAAACGGCAGCAACAACGUAAACCGAUGCGGCAAAGUAAUGUAGUAGAGAGAAGUGAGCGUUCAUUGUUGUGUCUCACACUCUCGAAUCCUCUCAGGAAGGCUUGUAUAACAAUUGUUGAAUGGAGACCCUUUGAAUGGCUGAUUUUGUUGAUGAUAUGUGCAAAUUGCAUCGCGCUGGCUGUUUAUCAACCCUAUCCUGCUCAAGAUUCUGAUACUAAAAAUAUUAUUUUGGAGCAAAUAGAGUAUCUGUUCAUAGUUGUAUUUACGAUAGAAUGCGUAUUGAAAGUUAUUGCACUAGGAUUUUUAUUUCAUCCUGGCGCCUACCUCAGGAACGCGUGGAAUAUACUCGAUUUCAUUAUCGUUGUUAUUGGACUAGUGAGCACGGCAUUAUCCAGGAUGAACAUCCAGGGUUUUGAUGUUAAAGCGCUUAGGGCAUUUCGAGUGCUUCGUCCUUUGCGUCUUGUAUCUGGAGUGCCUAGUUUACAAGUUGUGUUAAACGCAAUUCUUCGUGCUAUGAUUCCAUUGCUUCAUAUCGCGCUAUUAGUCAUGUUUGUUAUUAUAAUAUACGCAAUAAUUGGAUUGGAGUUGUUUUGUGGCAAACUUCAUUCGACAUGCUUUGACCCAGCAACUGGACAGCUAGCGCAACAUACGCCUUCAACAUGUGGUUUUGCAUCCUCCGCAUUCCACUGCCAACCAAAUGGACACUACGAAGGAGUGCAUUGGAUCUGCACGUCGAAUACUUCAUGGCAGGGACCAAAUAAUGGGAUAACAAAUUUUGACAAUUUUGGCCUGGCCAUGUUGACUGUCUUCCAAUGUGUCUCACUUGAGGGCUGGACUGACGUCAUGUAUUGGGUGAAUGACGCAGUUGGUCGGGAAUGGCCGUGGAUAUACUUUGUCACUUUAGUUAUUUUGGGCUCUUUCUUUGUGCUGAACUUGGUGCUUGGUGUACUUUCCGGAGAGUUUUCCAAGGAAAGAGAAAAAGCGAGGGCCCGUGGCCUUUUUCAGAAAUUUCGAGAGAAACAGCAACUUGAAGAAGAUUUGAAAGGAUACUUGGAUUGGAUAAAUCAGGCGGAAGAUAUCGAACCGGUUAAUGAUGAUGAACAGGAGGAUGAGCAACAGUUCAACGGUGAAGAGCUUGAUGAAGUGGCCUAUGAGAAAACGGAUGAUUCAAGACCUUCAUGGUGGAAGAAGAGACUACGAAGAAUGCAGAAAUUGAAUCGACGAUGUCGACGUGGUUGUCGAAGGCUGGUAAAGUCGCAAACAUUUUAUUGGCUAGUGAUCAUUCUAGUAUUGCUCAAUACGCUCGUUCUAACCACCGAGCAUUACAGGCAAGAACCAUGGCUUGACCAUUUCCAAACAGUGGCAAAUUUAUUUUUUGUUAUAUUGUUUUCAAUGGAAAUGAUUUUGAAAAUGUAUUCACUCGGUCUGACGACUUAUACAACGUCGCAGUUUAACAGAUUUGAUUGCUUCGUUGUCAUAAGUUCUAUUGUCGAAUUUGUUCUUGUGUAUUUUAAUCUAAUGAAGCCGCUGGGUGUUUCUGUGCUGCGCUCAGCCCGUCUUCUUAGAAUAUUCAAAGUUACCAAGUACUGGACCUCGUUGCGCAACCUUGUUUCUUCUCUGCUCAAUUCUCUUCGCUCCAUUAUGUCACUUCUGCUACUUCUUUUUCUCUUUAUUGUUAUUUUCGCUUUACUUGGAAUGCAGGUGUUUGGUGGUAAAUUUAAUUUCAACCCAAUGAAUCCUAAACCACGUGCAAACUUCGACACUUUUAUCCAGGCGUUAUUAACUGUAUUUCAGAUUCUAACUGGUGAAGACUGGAACACAGUGAUGUACAACGGUAUCGCAUCAUUUGGUGGUGUUGGCUCAUGGGGCGUGCUUGUUUCCGUUUAUUUCAUUGUUUUAUUCAUUUGUGGUAAUUAUAUAUUGCUCAACGUCUUCCUUGCCAUCGCGGUUGACAAUUUAGCCGAUGCAGACAGUUUAACAAAUGCGGAGAAAGAGGAAGAACAAGCGGAAGUUGAAGAAGAAGUGGCAGAAGAUGACUAUGAAGAUGAAAAGUAUGAUGAAAAUGGUAAUGAGGAGACGAGAGACGAUAGCAGAAUAGUUAUGGAAGAAGAAGAGGAAGGCGGUGAAAUAAUAACUGCACGACCUCGCCGGAUGUCCGAAUUGGUUACUGCCAAGCAACAGAAGCCUAUCCCAAAAGCUUCAUCAUUGUUCAUUCUUUCUCAUACAAAUCCUUUUCGGGUAUUUUGUAACAAAAUUGUCAAUCACUCCUACUUCACAAACAGUGUGCUGAUAUGCAUUCUUGUAUCCAGCGCAAUGCUUGCAGCAGAAGACCCGCUGGAAGCACAGUCACCUCGUAACACAAUUCUGAAUUAUUUCGAUUAUUUUUUCACUACGGUAUUCACUGUUGAAAUAACGCUGAAGGUGGUUGUUUAUGGAUUAAUGUUUCACAAGGGUUCAUUCUGUCGGAAUGCAUUCAAUCUACUGGAUAUUCUUGUUGUCGCUGUAUCUCUUAUAUCUUUUGUCCUCAAAUCAGAUGCUAUUUCGGUUGUUAAAAUUCUUCGAGUCCUGCGGGUGUUGAGACCAUUGAGGGCAAUCAAUAGAGCCAAAGGCCUCAAGCACGUCGUACAAUGUGUUAUUGUUGCGGUAAAAACGAUCGGUAACAUCAUGUUGGUUACAUUUAUGCUACAAUUCAUGUUUGCCAUCAUUGGUGUUCAACUCUUCAAGGGUACUUUCUUCCGCUGCACAGACGAAUCGAAAAUGACUGAAUAUGAAUGCAGAGGCGAGUUUCUGGCCUAUGAAGAUGGUGAUCCAAUGAAACCAUUGCGAAUGAGACGUGAAUGGAUUAAGAAUGAUUUUAAUUUCGAUAAUGUUGGCGACGCUAUGAUUUCACUAUUUGUUGUUUCCACCUUUGAAGGUUGGCCUGAUCUGCUGUAUGUGGCCAUAAACUCCAACGAAGAAGACCAUGGCCCAUUAUACAAUGCUCGCCAAGCGGUUGCUAUAUUUUUUAUCACAUUCAUUGUUGUCAUUGCAUUCUUCAUGAUGAACAUCUUUGUCGGUUUCGUUAUCGUUACUUUCCAAAAUGAAGGUGAAAGAGAAUAUGAAAAUUGUGAGCUGGACAAAAAUCAACGUAAAUGUAUUGAAUUUGCAUUGAAAGCGAAACCACAUCGGCGGUAUAUACCUCACAAUCGCUUCCAAUAUCGUGUUUGGUGGUUCGUAACGUCGCAAUUCUUUGAAUAUGUUAUAUUCAUCAUCAUCUUACUAAACACGACUACGCUGGCGAUGAAACAUUAUCCUCCAGAUCCUGGUAUGGACAACGUACUCGAUGUGCUCAAUCUCAUUUUUACGGGAGUUUUCGCACUUGAAGCAGUAUUUAAAAUCAUCGCCUUAAAUCCCAAAAAUUACUUUGGAGACAGGUGGAAUGCAUUUGAUUUUGUUAUCGUGUUAGGUUCGUUUAUUGAUAUUAUUUACGGGAAGCUCUCGCCUGGCUCAAAUAUCAUAAGCAUUAAUUUUUUUCGUCUCUUCCGUGUGAUGCGAUUAGUAAAAUUGCUAAGUAGAGGAGAAGGAAUUCGAACAUUACUGUGGACUUUUAUGAAGAGCUUUCAGGCGUUGCCAUAUGUUGCCCUUCUAAUUGUUUUGUUAUUCUUUAUUUAUGCUGUCAUUGGAAUGCAGGUAUUUGGAAAAGUAGCUCUAAAUGAUGAGACUCAUAUUCAUCGCAACAACAACUUUCAUACAUUUCCUGCUGCUGUGCUUGUCCUCUUUCGGUCGGCAACUGGUGAAGCAUGGCAAGAAAUAAUGCUCUCUUGUUCGGAUAGAGAUGAAGUGAAAUGUGAUCCGGCUAGCGAUGAUUACAAACAGAAUCCGGAUGCAAAAUGCGGAGUGGAUUUUGCCUACCCAUAUUUCAUCUCGUUCUUUAUGCUUUGUUCUUUCCUGGUUAUAAAUUUGUUCGUGGCAGUUAUUAUGGACAACUUUGACUAUUUAACUCGAGAUUGGAGUAUCCUUGGGCCACAUCAUCUAGAAGAAUUUGUCCGAUUGUGGUCGGAAUAUGAUCCGGACGCAAAAGGACGAAUAAAACACUUGGAUGUCGUUACUUUGCUACGUAAAAUUUCACCACCACUAGGUUUUGGCAAACUUUGUCCACACCGACUUGCUUGCAAGCGUUUGGUAUCAAUGAAUAUGCCGUUGAAUUCAGAUGGUACAGUCUGUUUCAAUGCAACACUGUUUGCUUUAGUGCGAACAAAUCUAAAAAUUUACACAGAAGGAAAUAUCGAUGAAGUGAAUGAACAAUUGCGAUCAGCUAUUCGUCGAAUUUGGAAGCGUACUCCACAGAAAAUGCUGGAUGAAGUGGUGCCACCAGCAGGAAGAGAUGAUGACGUUACAGUCGGAAAAUUUUAUGCUACUUUCUUGAUUCAGGAUUAUUUUCGUAGAUUUAAAAAAAGAAAAGAACUGGAGUCCAAAGGCAUUGUACCGCAGCAAACUUCACAGGCAAUGGCCUUGCAAGCAGGCUUACGAACGCUUCAUGAAAUUGGACCAGAAUUAAAACGAGCAAUUUCGGGCAAUUUAGAAACUGAUUUUACGUUAGAUGUGGAAGAACCUCAACAUAGACGUCCCCACUCACUUUUCAACAACAUCAUUUCGACACUCGGUGGUUCGUCUCGAGUCAAUCAAGUCUAUCGUGAAGAUCGAGCAAUUCGAUCACUUCCAAUGACUGCUAACCGUCAACUAUCUCCUACACGUUCAUUGUACGGUAAUGAUAUGAUGUCAGUGACAACCCAUGGUAACACUAAUUGUUCAAUCAAUAUCCCACCAUCGGCACGCUCCAAUGGUGGUGUUCUACAACGACGCCUACCUCAAAUACCUUCUCCAAAUAUAUCCCUUGAUCAGAAAUUACUGGAAAAUGAUUUACUCAAAGUGUCACGAUUGCCUAUAAAAGCCGAACGUCGUUAUAUACUGGCCAAUAGAAGCAUGCCUUUGGAUAGAGAUGAAGAAGAAUGGUGCGAAAGGAGAGAUACGAAUAGAUUGCGAAAUGAUGAGACGUGGACAAAUGAUGGUAGGCCUGGAAAAGGUUUAAGGAAACCUUUCAUGCUAGUAAGAAAUCAAGCAAUGGCUAUUGCCGGUGUGCCAACUGAUAUAAGUGAAGCUUUUGAAGGCACAUAUAGACCAGCACCAGAUGGGAAAUCGGUACGGCUACCACUUUCAAACAGACCAGUAUUAAGGCCACCAGAUGGAAAUGACGAAGGCUUAACCGAACGUCUUGUUGGUGAAGCUCUGGCACUGGGUAGAUAUAUGGAUGAACGCGUUGUUGAGGCAGCGCGACGAGAAAUCGCAGAAGCUUAUUCAUUGGAAGAAUCAGAGCUUGAAAGUGCAGCGGCAACAUUGGCAGAUGCACAUUACAUGGAGCAUCUUGGUAUGGAACGUUGUGAAGUACAAGAUUUCAACAGAUAUUCAGCACGGGCGCUUCUGAGACCUGCACCGUCACAGGAAGCCCCUGAAGACGAUCUCUUUGUUACAACGUUGUAA
Messenger RNA from Cercopithifilaria johnstoni, 5634 nucleotides. The record is from the annotation of a GenBank genome assembly. Lineage: Eukaryota; Metazoa; Nematoda; Chromadorea; Rhabditida; Onchocercidae.